CUUCCAGCAGUUUUUGAUGAAGCUUGAGAGGUCGACCGAACUGCGCCCAAUCCCAGAACGCGAAUAUGUUGAAACCUACAUCAAGGCCUACUACCUUCCCGAGGACCAGUUAGAGACCUGGGUCAAGGACCACAAGAAGCAUGCCUCGGACACGAUUGAAAACCCAGGUCAUCAGUCAUUCCACAUACGGUGGUAAAAGGAGGAAAAAAGUCAACAUUCCUGUUUCGAUGAUCCCCCAUGAUCAUCCCUCCUGCAAACCUUCUAUUGAUAUGUGACCCGUCACAGCAAAACCAGGCGCAUGUCGCACAGAAGAUGAGCCAAAGUGACACCAGGAGAUAAUGGAAGAAAUUGAUGUGCUCAUAUUUCACAAAAGGCAGACAAUAGAGAAUUGAUCAAACAGUCCGUCUCAAGCUGCCAAGCUCAGAGCGACAUGCGCCUGGUUUUGCUGUGACGGGUCACAUAUCGGUAGUUCAUUAGCUUUUGGACAGCAAAAUGAAUGUUCUAAUGAUUUCCAGUCCUCUGAUCCAUCCAACAAUACCCCCCCUAAAAGAAGUUAUGCUUCAACAAAGGUGAAGCAACUGGACAAUUGGAAGAAGUUGAGGUCUGUCCUUGUUGAUGCCUUUUUGGAAUCCCUUGCCCCAAGUUCUUGUUGUUCUGUGUGCAGAGUUGAAUUUUCCGGCAGCAAGGUCUUCCAUUGUGAGGAUUGUCUACCACCAAAAUAUUUCUGCGAAAGCUGUCUUGAUGAUACCCACAGACAACAACCUUUUCACAGGCCCGUAUUCUUGAACCCUCCUUUAACACUAAGGGAGACUUUAAGUCAACCUUUAGCUAAAUUUCAUUUCAAGAACCAACCUUUAUUUCUGGCUAAAGGACUCCUUUAUGUAUCUUCCUUAAACAAAGGUUGGGCCAUUUCUAGAACCUUCCUUCAUUACAGGAAAUGCUUUAAAUUGCUGUAAGGAGGCCUUUAAACAUAAGGUUGGUCUGGAGUAUCCUUUAGUCUCCCUUUAGUAGCCGAUGUGGAAGGAUCUCUUCUGAUAACUCAGCGAUGGGCGAUUAUGUCAACCGACUAGUGCGUCUUUAUGACGUCAAUGUGCGUAUGCCACGCAUCCGGACACUGCUUCCUCAGUUUCGAGAGGAUGAUUUCAGUGUCGACGCCUUUUUUGAUCGAUUUCGGUUCACCAAGGAGGGAUUUAACCAGCUGAUGCACUUCAUUGGCGACGACAUCCCGGAACCUGAGAACAAUCGUGGACACCCCAUAUCACCAAGGACCCAAGUGCUAGUUGCACUCCAUUACUAUGCGACAGGUUCGUUUCAGAUCGUUCACGGAGAUUUGCAAGGAGUGUCCCAGCCAUCGGCUUCAAGAAUUGUCAAAAGGGUUUCAGGACUGUCAGCAAGAAAACGGGCCGAAGUAAUUCGUUUUCCAAUUGGACAGGAAGCUGUUGAAAAUAAAAGGAAAUUCUAUGAACAGUAUGGUUUUCCUGAUGUGCUAGGUUGCGUUGACGGAGUUCAUGUGCCCAUCGAAGCCCCAAGCUUGGACGAACGUGAAAUUUAUAGAUGUCGCAAGGGUUUCAUGUCGCUGAAUGUUCAAGGCAUCGCAGAUACAGAUCUGAAAUUCAUCAACAUUGUUAAUCGAUGGCCGGGGUCAACUCAUGAUUCACGUAUUUUCGAUAACAGCCGGAUUUGUUUCCAGCUUGAACAACGCCAAUUCGAAGGCCUUCUGCUUGGAGAUAAAGGCUACGCUUGCCUACCAUUUUUAAUGACGCCAUUUCGGAACCCAGCUGGCCGUGCACAAAGGCGAUACAACAGAUCACACAAGAGUACACGAUCUGCAGUUGAAAGAAUGUUUGGUAUAUGGAAACGCAAAUUUCCGUGUUUGAAACAGGGUAUAAGAGUGAAGCUUGACACAGCAAUGUCCGUCAUCACUGCGACUGCAGUAUUGCACAAUAUUGCCAUUGAUCUGAAGGAGCCAGAUGUUGGUGAAGAGGCUGAGGCUGAGGAUGACGAUGUCCCUGUAGUCGAUAGGGAUGAUAAUGUCAUGGGUGCUGCUAUCAGACAAACAAUUGUUCAACAACAUUUUCAAUAAGCACAAUUUAUUGACAAUUAUUUUGAUCUGCUGUUCAUGUACAAUGUACCAAAGGGAUUUAAUUGUGCAUCAAAAGUAACAAGUUUACCUAUUACAACUCUGUAUAAACUGGUGAAGAUAGUUGGUAGUCAUCAACAGCAUUGUUGGCUGUGGCGCCUGGACAUGUGACUGCUUGGAAUCCUCGACUAUUCAGCUUCGUCCAAAACGACUGCUGCAACCUGAACACCUCCAUCCGUUGUUCGUGCUCGUCUUUUUCAAAUUUAAUUUUGUUCUCCAGAUACUUCAUCUGGAAUUCGUGCUCUUCCCUCUGCAUUGCCAAAGCUGAAUCAACUGCGUUCGCGCGGUUGCCUACGGCUGAUGGAGAUUUACUACGGGGCCUCUCCUCACGUUUCGAGUACAGCGGGCUUCAGUAAUGGGUGUGUUUGAUUCGUCUAAUUCUUCAAUGACUUGGGGUUCAUCAGAUUCAGAUGAGUCCUCGUAGUCGUCAGGCUUUCCGGCGCUAGCGGAUGGCUUUGUUUUCUUGGCUGAAAAACCGAGGUUUUGAAGAAUUCAAUUUGCCAUUUUGAUUCAAUAGGGACCUUUUUAAACCUCUUGCUUAAGCCAGAAGUAAAACAUUUUUAGUUUUCCGUUUGGUCUAGAUAAAUGCUGAACAGUUUUGUUUUUGUGGCUUCAAUUCCAUAAAGCUGGAAAAGGACCCUAAUUAAUGCUCUUGAAUUCAAUGCAGUUAUCAUGUGUGUGAUGGAUACGUGGUACUUGGAGAACGGAGCCAUAUAUUGGACUGUCAGUUUAAUACGAAGAGUGAAAAGAGUUGAAAAUUAAUUUGAACGAAUUAGUGCUACCUUUUUGUGAUGAGUGUUAUCAGUUAUGAGCCACCACAAUGUGGCAGAUUAUUUAUUUCGAUUAAAACAAUGCUGUAUAGUAUUAAGUCAAUAAUUUACCUUCUGGUUUAUGAUACCCUGUAUCAUCGUCAAAGUCGUUAUCCAGUGGGUGGAGUACUUCGCUACAAUAGGAUGCUACCAUGUGGGAUACAUCAUCAGCGACGGAAUCUUUCUCCAUUGAUCCACCUCCUGUCAGUUGGCGACAUUUCUUUUCCUGUGCAACGUCUUUCUUUGCCUUCACUUUCAAAUUAUCGAUAACUUUCUUAAGCUGUGUAGUAUCGCAAGGUGUGAUACAUGGCUGCGCAUUGAACUUUUUCGUGAUUCUGUCCCAGGCUCCAUUUUUAGCAGUCAGAACCUUAGUAGUAUUUUCCCGCUGGUCUAUAUGCUUUUCCUUAGUGACCAGUUGCAUUAGUAACUGUUUUUCUAUUUCACUGAACCGUCUACGCGAUUUUUGUGUUUUGCCGUCAUCCGGAGAACCGUUGGUUUUUCCUGUUUUCAGCAUGUUGGUUGUCCGCAAAAUUUGAGUACAUUUACUUGUCGCUUCCACAGCCGCACUACCCAAUGAACUCUCAUGUAUUUAGGCCUAGCUGCAUAGACUUCACUUCAGAUCAAGACCACGGCAUAAUAUAACAAUGGUAGUGUAAUCACUAUAGUUAUUACACGAGACUUCAAAACUGACAUCGUCCUGUUACCUCAGAUCAUUAUAAGGAUAAAGGGAGCCUUAUUGAAAGUGUCCCUUAUUCAAAGGGACCCUUUAGCAACUUUGAGGUAAAGGUGGACCUUAACAUAAGGGAGGUUAAAGUGUGGUUCUUGAAUACCAUUUCUUAUAGGUGCCUUUAACAAAGUAACUCCUUAGUAAAGGUGGCCUUAAUAAAGGCCUACUUUAGCCCUAUUUAAAGGUGGGUUCAAGAAUACGGGCCACAGAGUCUAUACUUGGAAGGAAAAAGCUUGGGUUCCAUUUUCUGCAACUAUAUAUCUUCGGGAUGAUGAAUGUCAUAAGGAAUGUUUGGAAUCCUAUAACAAGCAUGUGAUUGUUGUCGACUCCAAAGGACGCCACCACACCGUUGUUGUCAAAUUCUGCAAAUGCGAGGAGGAGCCGACAACACUUAUCCGCCUCCGUCUUUGGCCAGCUUCUCCAAAAAAUCCAAAGAUCUGCUUUGAUUUCCAUCUGAUGGAAAUGCUUCGAGUCCUGUAUCUUCAAGUUCCAGUCCCUGUGUUUGAUUUUUGUGAGUCACUGAAGUAUAUACAUCAUCCUUAUGUUGAAAUAAAUGAUCCGUUUUUGCAGGAUAUCUACAAGGUUCUCAUUAAUGAAACUUUCGAAGAAUACCGUUUCUUUAUUCAUCAGUAAGGUUAUGUCGGCUCCUGAGGAUAUAAAAUGUCCUGCGUGUCCAGUGAAGGAUGAAUAUCAAAGAAUUAUAUCAAUGGAUGUAAACUUUGGAUUGGUGCGAAAGAAGACAUCAGGGAGAAGUGUUGAGGAACCAAAGCACAGUGGGGUGUACUUUGUCGACCAGAAUGAAGUGGACCAAUUUUUGAAAGAGAAUUCAAAAACCCAACCUCCAAAGACUCAGGAUUGCAGUGAUUUCAAGGCUGGAAGCAACAUUCGAUCUCGAAAACGACAUGAGAAACUGGAUGAGACAGCAGUGUUUGGUGCUUCAUGCAGGCACGACUUUCCGUUGAUUAUGUUCAGUCUCAAACAUGGUGAAAGGUUGGCGUAUGCAGUGUUUUUACUGAAGCAGCUUUUGGAGACUGUUGGUCCACAUCAACUAUUUGUCAUGUAUGAUGUAGUUUGCAUGUUGGAGACACACAUCAAGAAGCAUUACCCCCUCCUGCCAAUUGAAGAAAUAAAACUCGCCAUUCCGAUCUUCCAUUGUUAUGGCCAUAAAUUUGCCUGUCAGGUCAGGUAUAGCCCUAGGAGAAACCCUGGAUUUGCACUCUCUGAUGGUGAAAGCUUGGAACGCCUGUGGUCAUACCUUAGGAACUUCUCAAAGAUAACGAAAGAGAUGACACCGACUCACAGGAUCGAUACUCUCACGGACGCCCUUCGCCAUUACGCACGACGGAAUCUAUUCAAACUUGGAUCCUUUCUAAGUUCAAAGAUGCAGAAAGCCCAAGAUGUAUUGAAGACUUCAUCUGAAGAAUUAGCUGUUCUUCUGGCGAGACUGCAAGUUACAAGUGAGGAAGUGAAACAAGUGAUUUCAGCAGAGAUGGACAAUGCCCCAAAAUCAAAAACCACUGGCUUGGAAAAAGGAAUUUCUGGAAAGGAAACCCUAAUGCAGGAGCUACAAAGGCAUUGUACAGAGCGGAAAGUCCUUAUCGAGAUGAUGAAGAAAUAUGCCACUGGACAGGCCAUUGCCGUCAAGCUAAGCAAGAGUAUCUCCAAGACAACAUCUACUGUGAAGAAACUGCUGGGGACAUACAACAACAAUGCCGACCUGACCACCCCUUGCUUUUGAAGAUGCAGUCCAGUUCCGAUUCCCAGGUGCAUCAAUAGAAUCACUAGGACUCUACGUCAGGCUGGAACCUUACUUUCUCUUAAGGAGAGGGCAGAAGAGGAAACUGAGCUCUUACAAAAAGAAAUGAAAAAUGUUUCCAGAUACUAUUGUAGCAAACAUGCUCAACUUGUCUCUGCAUUGCCUAUUGGAGACUGUCCUACAAACCUUGAACUCGGAGUAUCUUCAUUCGUAAUGGCUAAGAUUGUAGACAUCGAGAAGCGUCUUCAUGUCUUUAACACGCAUUGUAAAAAAUAUGUCAGCUUGCAAAUGCCUGAGGUUUCGUAUAUGAACAAUUUGCAGUUUACAAUCAAUCUGUAUUCUCUGAGGAGGAAAUCUGUGAAAUCACAGAAAAUGUGUGCAGAUUUGAGGCAGAACAGGAGAUCAGUGACUAUAUGGAAAAUUCGCCAUUGCAUGAUGCUGAAAGUUGGUUAGCCUCUGACGUUGAAGAUGGAGAUGAUAACACAGUUGCAGAAUCUGAUGAUGACAAUGCUGACCCAGAUGUGAUAUAACUUUUGACUGACUUUGCUUGCUUUCCGGGUCAGUUUGGUUAUUGUAGUGCCUGAUUAAGUGUACUUCAAAUAGGUGAAAUUUUACCGCUGGCCAUAUUUGUUGAUUUACCAAAUUGUUAAAGCGGCACUAUGGAAUACAUGUAGGUUUUAAUCUCACGUCACCCGACGCCAAAUGUACAGUGAAAUGUACAUAGCAUAUCCCGAGUACACAGUCUAACGAGUGCUCGCUAUUACACUGACCUCGCAAAAGUAUCUGUGUUUAACUUGCUCAAAAACCAUCUUAUCGGUAAUUAUAUUCACUGAAACUUCGUAGACAAUCAUAGAACAUGUAUCUACGUACGUCUACUCUGUGCGUUUGAAAACAAUCUGAGAUCAUGGGAUUGUUUUAUGGUAAGCAGAAGUUGGACAAUAUAGUAAAACCUACAUGUAUUUCAUAGAUUGCCGCUUUAAAUAUGUGUACGUUGAAUCUCUAUAGAGGUUCUUGGGAUUGUUCGUUCACAGUACUCCCUCUUUUCCUUCUUCCUUUUAGUAUUUAACCAGCUCCCCAAUUUCAUAAUAAAUACAUGUACUCAGAAGCAGUUUGUGUAAUAACAGCAUAAUAUAGAUACAGAGUAUUAAACCAAAGCAUUUUAAAGUCAUUUUUAACCUUCAAUUGAGCUUGUUAAAAAUUGUUUUGCUGAAUGUUACAACACAGGAACGGGUGUGUCAAGAAUUGGGAACAGCUGCCCUUUGCCAAUUCUAUGAUCUGAUGGUGGCGCACUGUCAAUGCUUCUUGGCAUACUAGAGGAUGAAUUCAAGAGUUUCCGAUGGUGGCCUGAACUGCAUUGUCCAGGAUGGCUUCUUGGCAUACCAGAGGAUGACUCUUCAAGAUGGUGGCCUGAACUGAAUGGUCCAGGACGGCUUCUUGGCGAACAAGAGUAUAAGUAAUCAGGAGUUUCUGAUACGGCCAGAACUAGAUAUUGUACAUGUGCAGGACGGCUUCUUAAUUUUUCUGUAAAGCUGAUGUUAGAUGAGUACAUACUGUGUG
This is a messenger RNA of Lineus longissimus, 6989 nucleotides long. RefSeq lists its product as uncharacterized. The record is from RefSeq and is a predicted model, not a curated record. The coding region runs from base 4230 to 5414 and encodes 394 amino acids. The transcript is spliced from 15 exons. Lineage: Eukaryota; Metazoa; Nemertea; Pilidiophora; Heteronemertea; Lineidae.